This is a messenger RNA of Phytophthora nicotianae INRA-310, 120 nucleotides long. RefSeq lists its product as hypothetical. The record is from RefSeq and is a predicted model, not a curated record. The coding region runs from base 1 to 120 and encodes 39 amino acids. NCBI's taxonomy places the organism in Eukaryota, Oomycota, Peronosporomycetes, Peronosporales, Peronosporaceae. The transcript has a single exon.
AUGUCCGAUCCGACAAAUUUCAUCGCCAAGUUCAUUAAACAGAAGACGACGGUGCGGAAGCGUGAGUUUGGGAAACAUUUGCAGACGUCAUUCAAUUUACUGCACGAUAAGGACAUCUGA